Molecule: messenger RNA, 600 nt
Organism: Tinamus guttatus (white-throated tinamou)
Lineage: Eukaryota; Metazoa; Chordata; Aves; Tinamiformes; Tinamidae
Gene: SFTPA
Product: Pulmonary surfactant-associated protein A
Biological process (GO): ossification
Molecular function (GO): growth factor activity
Source: RefSeq, a predicted model, not a curated record
AUGCUGUCACCACAGUUGUUCCACAAGAUUUUUGGCCUGGCGGUUUUGCUCACACACUAUGUUCAAGGUAACCCUGUGGCAAUUCCUUCUGUGCCUGAUUUCACACGCUUGCGUGAAGCAGGGCUAGAUGAAGGCUUCCCACCAGACUCCUCAUCACUUGCUGAUCGUGAAAUGGAAGAUGUUAUCCUUCAGUUAGACCAUCGCAUUUCCAGACUUGAAGGAGCCCUCCGUUUGGAAGAGAAGAUAACCACAUCUGGAGGAAAAAUAUUUGCUACCAAUGGGAAAAAAGCUGACUUCCAUACUGCGGUGCAGAAAUGCAAAGAGGCCGGGGGGUCCCUGGCCGCCCCGGGGACGGAGGGCGAGAACACUGCCGUGCUCUACUUGGUGAGGCGCUAUAACACGUACGCCUACCUGGGCAUAAAGGAGUCCCUGAUUCCAGGCAAGUUCCGCUCCCUCGGCGGGGCCGAGCUGAGUUACACGCACUGGCACGUAAGGGAACCGUCCGGCAAAGGGGAAGAGGAGUGUGUGGAGAUGUACACUGACGGCACCUGGAAUGACAAGAAAUGCAACCAGAAUCGCCUUAUUGUGUGCCAGUUUUAG